AUGCCGGCUCCGAACGCAGACAACAGUCCGAGUCGACGGCCGUUGACGACAGAUGAGAUGAAGAGCUGGACCCGUAUGUUGUUGGCUCGGUGUGAGAUCGACCUGACCGACCGGAGGAUCACUUCCCACAGCUGCAAGUGCACAUUGUUGAGUUGGCUGUCCAAGCAUGGUGACCUGUGGGAGGAUAGGCAAGUGCUUGGUGGGCACGUGUCUUUUAUCAAGUCGACUAUCACUUACAGUCGUGAAGCCAUGGCCAGACCUUUGCGAGUCCUGGAGGAGCUGCUCAAUGAUGUGCGUGUUGGCCGUUUCCGCCCAGAUGAGACCCGGAGCGGAAGAUUCAGGGACGUGGUUCUGGAGGGUUGCCCCAUGGGCGAAUCCUUCGCGUCAACACCUUUUUCACUCGUUGGUGAAUGGGUCGAAGCCAGUGAGCCUUGUAACAAACCACGAGAAGUUGAGGUGACCAACCAGAGCCGAGAGUCUGCCGAAAUCAUUGAGGUCGACCCUGACAGCCCGAAGAGGGAAGAGGAGGACAAUGCAUCAUCAGAGGCGCCGGAUACAUCCACAAGCUCAGAUGAGAGUGCCGCUGUCCUCAGUGGGGCCAGGAGACCGCUGCGUGUUCCUACCGUGCCGGACUCUUUGAAGCUUGUGCAGCAUACGAAGCUUCGAACUUUGCAUUGCAUGGAGAAGGAACACCAGCUCAUCUUGUUGUGUGGUCGCAAAGCAGUGCCAGAAAGAUACGGCGUGGUAGAGGAGGUAACAGCAGGUGAUGUGACAGAGCCUGGCAAGACAUUGCCCUUCAUCGAGAAGCAGAGGAGGUUGAGAGCUCAGCAAACGCGCAUCACUGGAAUCAGUCAUAAACACGAGCAGCAGGCCUCUCAUGCUUUGAUUGAUGCAGCCUUCAACAUUCUUGAGACCGGUGCAGUUGUUUACCUGCCACCUUCGAAGUGUGGCUCGCGAGAUGCUGAAAUCCAGUCAGAAGCAAAGAACAAGCAGAAGCAGUUAUUGACUUUGGAGCAAGGAACUAUCAAGGCCACAGCCUCAGAUGCCCUGGUCUCUGUGGACAUUGGGACUGAGAUGAAAUUGAUGUACGCCCUUCAGCGUGAGAAACGUAGCAUUCAGCAAGAAGGUGACAAGGUGUCCAACCCGCCCCCGAAGAAGCAGAAGCAGCCCAAGCCGGGUGCCCAGCGUUCGCCUAGCCAGUGCACUGCGAUUGACAAGGACCCAGGCCGUUCAGAAAACUUUCCGGUGUACGUUUGUGACAUUACCAAUGAAGAACAGUUCUUGAAUUUGCGCACUUAUCUGGAAAAAGAGAGAAGUGCAAUCUUGCAUGCACACUUUGCUCCAAGCUGUGGUACUGCUUCGCGUGCAAGAGAACGGCCAAUUCCAGGUUUCAAAACCGCUCCAAAGCCUUUGAGGAGUGAUGCUCAUCCAGAUGGCCUACCCAACUUGACGGAGUCGGAGCAUCAAAGGGUGUCAGAGGCUAACAGAAGUUAUGCAGCGAUGUCGGAGCUUAUUUUUGCUUUGGUGGAAUUGGGAGUCAGCAUCAGCAUUGAAAACCCUCGCAACUCUUUGUUGUGGAAGACUUCCUUCUUAAAGCAUUUGUUGGGCAAGUUGCCAACCUACCAUGUUUGCACUUUUCACCAUUGCAUGCACGGGGGAAAGCGUGAUAAAGACACUGCUUGGUAUAGCUUCAACCCGCGUGAUCCGCAGAGGGAUUUGUUCGCGAGCUUGGCACUGAAGUGUAACAAACAACACCAACACGCGCCCUGGAAACCCUAUGUGGAUGCCUCAGGGAAACGAAUUUUCCCAACAGCAGAUGAAGCCGCUUAUCCGCACUUGCUGUGUGAGCGCGUUGCAUACAUCUUGAGGACAGAGGCCACAAAGGCGGGCUUCAUUUUUCCCACUGACUUGCACCAACAGUUGGACCACACCAAUGUCAGUGCAAAACGCCAGCUGUUUACAACACAACCUAGAGGUCGUCGUCUCAGGCCGUUGGUCUCUGAGUUCUCGGGUUAUGUAACGGUGGUAACCUUGCCUGAUAGGUCCGAAUUUUUGGAGCAAACUCUUCGUACACUCCCCAAGGGAGCUCGCAUUUGUCAUCGGGUUCUCCAGCAGCGGGGGUGGAAUCGGGAUGACAUGGCACAGAAAUCACGCACUGUUGUCGUUGACGAGAGGUGUGGCACGGAUGGGCAAUGUGAAGUAGUGAACAUUGGCAUCCCAAGGGAACCCAGUGAGUUUAUACAAGAAGCCUUGAACAAGGGUCACCCUAGAGACAUCAUUGCAAACAUACGGGACGCCGAGCGGGACCUGCUUUUGAAUUUGGUGCAUCAACCUCGCUCUGUUCGUUUCCAAAAGCGUGCAGCCUUCAUGAAGAAAUGGCUUAAGAGAUCCUUGGAGCUGAAAGAAAGCGAGCAGAAGUUGCGUGAUUCCCUUGCGCCACACUUGGUCCCCAUCCUGAUGGGUAAACGGCUCUUGUUGUGGAAGGAGAUCUUGAUUGACCUUGCAUACUCUGACGUAGCCGUUAUCGAUGAUGUUGUAAAAGGGUUCGCAUUGACAG
This is a messenger RNA of Durusdinium trenchii, 2557 nucleotides long. The record is from the annotation of a GenBank genome assembly. NCBI's taxonomy places the organism in Eukaryota, Dinophyceae, Suessiales, Symbiodiniaceae.